AUGCAGGUUGUAAGAAACGCUGGGUCCUGGUUCUUUCGGUCAUGGGCUUGGCCGCCGACGACCAGGAUCGUGGCCGGAGUGCCGGGCCCCACCAUCCACAUGAGCGCCCAACAGAUGCAGGACGCAGCGGCCAAGCAGGAGGUUGAGAAGGCGGAGACUCCGGCUCCAGCUCCGAGCCACAGCAGCUUCAGCAUUUACCCUCCAGUUCCAGGACAGGAGAGCUCUCUGAGGUGGGCAGGAAAGAAAUUCGAGGAGAUCCCAAUCGCACACAUUAAAGCAUCCUACAACAACACACAGAUCCAGGUGGUCUCGGCUGCUCACCAGCCCCUUGCCCGCGCCUCUUGUGGCACAGAGGGGUUUCGGAAUGCCAAGAAGGGCACGGGCAUCGCAGCACAGACAGCAGGCAUCGCUGCUGCAGCGAAAGCUACAGGAAAAGGCGUGACCCACGUCCGAGUUGUGGUCAAAGGCCUGGGGCCCGGGCGCUUGUCUGCCAUCAAGGGCCUGACCAUGGGGGGCCUGGAAGUGAUCUCAAUCACAGACAACACCCCCAUCCCACACAACGGCUGCCGCCCCAGGAAGGCACGGAGGCUGUGA
Molecule: messenger RNA, 594 nt
Organism: Rangifer tarandus platyrhynchus (Svalbard reindeer)
Lineage: Eukaryota; Metazoa; Chordata; Mammalia; Artiodactyla; Cervidae
Source: the annotation of a GenBank genome assembly